AACGUUUGCUGAUGGGCUGAGCCCUUCCUAAAGAUCCUGUCGGGCUGCCUUAGACACUUGGGGCCAGGGAUUCCUGCCAACCAGGGCUACUUUGGGUGGGCUGGGGGCGGCCCCAGGGCAGGUGUCAGUGUGUGCAAGGGCCCUUUGUGACACGCUGCAGCAUGGUCACUGUGGCAUGGAAUGGAGGAGUGUGUCCUUUGUGACACGUGGUAACAUAGGAGCUGGCAGUGACAAGAACACUCCACAGCGCUCAGAGCAGGCGACGGGACAGGACGGGGCAGAGCGGUGCUGUGAGGAGCCCCCGCACAGCGCACUCGUUCCUGCCUGACCCGGAGCUUUUCUGAGGUGUUGUUCCUGCAGCUGACCUCGAGGCCAGACUGUGGGACUUGCUGACCUGAGUCAUUUACCAGGAAUCUCCUGUCAUUGUGGCAGGAGCCCCCAAGACUAGAGUGCAGGACUUGCUGUCCUGCAGCUAUCCUGAGACCUCUCUGUCUCAGAAAUCUUCAAGGCACAACUGAAAUUGCUGACUUGGCAAUAUCCUGAGGCAUCUCUCUAGAAGGUGCCUUCAAGGCUGGAAGGUGGAAUGGCAGGCAGAUUUUUCAGCCUGUUCAAAUGCUUCCGGGGGAAAAAUAAGAAAGGCCCUGGAGCUGCUGCAGGAGAGCAACUUGAAGAGCCAGAGCAGAUCCAGACACUGCAGGAGGAUGCAGCCGUGGAGCGCACACAAGAGCAGCAAUCCAGCCAUGGCCGCUUCCGCAGAACAGCGCAGAUGUUACGAAAAUUCCCGCGCAUUCGGCGUAGAGAGACCAACACCACAGCAGCUGAGGGCCCAGCUGAGCCUGACUCGGGGCUGACCCAGCUCCAGGCAGAGCCUGAUGUCAGCCCAGACUUGGCUGGGCUCUCACAAGACUUGGACACCUCAGGGACUGAAACGUGGGCACAGGAUCUUCCCACAUCAGGGACUGAGGAUGCAGUCAUAACAAACACUGACAAUGAAGAGACUGAGGCCUUGAAAAAUACUGGAGCCAUGCCCACUCCCCCUGAGAUUUGUGCUUCCACUGUGGAUUUUUUCCUGGAGAGUGCUGUUCCUUAUCAGCAGCAGGUGCCAGCCAUGGUGAAGAACAUCCACCAGAGUCUCAUGUCCCACGUCACUGUGGAUGCCAGGCUGCACAGCGACAUUGUGAGGCUGGCUGAGGAACACCCUGCAGACGUGGCGCUGACCCUCCUGCACUGUGCCCCAACGUGUGACAGAGCUGCUGCAAUGAUGUGGAGAGCCAUAGGCACAUCAGGACCAGCAAUGGAGAAGGUGCUGGCAACACUGCUCUGUGUGAUGGAGCAUUGGCCUGUGCACAGCACAUGCACCUCCGAUGGGGACAACAAGGACGUUUUUGCCCUGGCUGCAACUCUGGUGAUCUGGGUCAUUGUGCCUAAAUGCCAGGAGGCCAUGAUCCUUCAUUCCUCCCGCCUGUUUGUGGCUCUGCUCUUCCAUGUUGUCAUCACCACCCAGCAGAUGCCACCAGAGGAAGUUGAAAACUUCUGGAGAGCGUGCCAGGAGGAACACCACCUUCCCAGCAAGCCCAACAGGUUUGCAGUGCAGGCCAUGAAGGCUCUGCUCUGCCGACUGGAGUGUGACCAGGAGGUGAUGGAUAUGGAGCGUAAGUGUGGCUGGGACACGCUGCUGUGUGCUCACACCCAGCACUAUGCUGUGGGUCUGCUGGCCAGAGAGAUGCGCCGUGUCUCCCUCUCCUUGUGUUCUGGGAUUGCUCUCCGUCUGCUUGGGCUGCUCAGCAGGGAGGAGCCACGCUGGGAUCUGCCCGGCCUAGCGUUCCUUGUGGAGGUCCUCGAGUGCCUGGACUUGAGGGAAUGUGCUGACAGCAUCCUGGAGAUCAUGUCAAGGCACCUGAGGAAUGAGUGCAGGGAGAGGCGUCGCCUGGCACUCAGAGGCCUCGUGGUGCUCAGCAAGGAUCCCUCGAUGGCCAGGAGAAUGGGCACUCUGUCUCCAAGCCUUCUGGAGCUGCUGGGUGAUGCAGACGGAGAGCUGGUCGGCAUGACGCUCUCUGUGUUCACUAAUUUGCUCAAGAGCAGAGACAUGCUGGUAUCCAGCACCACUGCCCCGAAGCUGGCUGAGGCUCUCCUGCUGCUCUUCGACCACGUAAGGCUUUGUAUCCCCAGCCUGGGGCACUGGGUGCUGCCCAGAAACUUUGUGCACUGUGGUUUUUUGUACUCUUCAGGUGGGCCUGGAGUAGAUGGCGCUGAGGUUUUUUCUUUCAUUCAGGACAACAGCCACGUGCAGUUGCUUUCCCUUGACCUCUUCUUCAAGGUGAUGGAUUUGGUAGCAGAGGAGGGAAAAAAGCCUCUUAAGUCAGUGGUGUGCCAGAGCCUUCCUGCACUCUUCUUCCACUGCCAUGAUGAGAAUCAGCGUGUGGCAGAGGCCUCUCAGGAAACGCUGCAUUGUGCGGCCGGGUUCCUGCAGAGGAGGGAUCUCAAAGAGCUGGUGGAGGCAGAGAAGCUGUUGGCCUUUGCCGAGGUCUUGCUGGCAGAGGACACGAGCCGAGCGGCCGAGCAGCUGCGCCGGGCCCUGCGCUACCUGGAGAGCCCCCAGGAGCCCCUGCGAGAGGCGGCCAUCAGGUUCAUGGGGAUGGCCGGGCGGCACCUGAGGGGGCAGCCAAGAGAGCUCCUGAUGAUCUGCAGUGCCCUUGAACACCUGACCGAGGAUAUGAGCAGUGCCGUGUCAGAGGUGGCACUUCAAACACUGCAUGUCCUCCGGGCAAUUCAGCGUGGGCACUAUUCCAUCUUCCAGAGGCUGCAAGAUCAGCUGCGCAGGGCAUGGAAGAGUCGGCCUCGUCUGUCAGGGCUCGGCUGGCUGCAUUGCCGGAGCUCUGAGGAGAACUGAUGGGCAAGGCACACUUGGUGGGGGCAAU
Passer domesticus (house sparrow) is the source of this 2918-nucleotide messenger RNA. Its product is annotated as maestro heat-like repeat-containing protein family member 6. Bases 584 to 2890 code for a protein of 768 amino acids. Gene Ontology annotation, cellular component: cytoplasm. The record is from RefSeq and is a predicted model, not a curated record. The transcript is spliced from 14 exons. NCBI's taxonomy places the organism in Eukaryota, Metazoa, Chordata, Aves, Passeriformes, Passeridae.